Molecule: messenger RNA, 1212 nt
Organism: Neogale vison (American mink)
Lineage: Eukaryota; Metazoa; Chordata; Mammalia; Carnivora; Mustelidae
Gene: METTL21A
Product: methyltransferase 21A, HSPA lysine
Exons: 5
Coding region: 128-847 (239 amino acids)
Biological process (GO): peptidyl-lysine methylation
Cellular component (GO): cytosol; cytoplasm
Molecular function (GO): protein-lysine N-methyltransferase activity
Source: RefSeq, a predicted model, not a curated record
GGCGGCGGCGGCCGCGCUCGGGGCGGGGAAAGCGAGGGGCGCCACGCGGGGCGACUCCCCGGCCAGCGUCACGCAAGCUUCUUUUGCGCAACAGCUUUGAGGGAGCAGAGAGCGGAGUGCAGGCGAAAUGGCCCUGGUGCCCUAUGAGGAGACAGCGGGAGUGGGCUUGCAGAAAUUCCACAAGCCUCUAGCCACCUUCUCCUUUGCCAACCACACCAUCCAGAUCCGGCAGGACUGGAGACAGCUGGGAGUCGCGGCCGUGGUGUGGGACGCGGCUGUCGUUCUUUGCACCUAUCUGGAGAUGGGAGCUGUGGAGCUGCGGGGCUGCUCUGCUGUGGAGCUGGGCGCCGGCACCGGGCUGGUGGGCAUCCUGGCGGCCCUGCUGGGUGCUCAUGUGACUAUCACGGACCGAAAAGUAGCAUUAGAAUUUCUUAAGUCAAAUGUUCAAGCCAACUUACCUCCCCAUAUCCAACCCAAUGCUGUUGUUAAGGAGCUGACCUGGGGACAAAAUUUGGGGAGUUAUUCACCUGGAGAAUUUGAGCUGAUACUUGGAGCUGAUAUCAUAUAUUUAGAAGAAACAUUCGCAGAUCUUCUUCAGACUUUGGAACAUCUCAGUAGCAAGCGCUCCGUGAUUCUUUUAGCUUGCCGAAUUCGCUAUGAACGGGACAACAACUUCUUAGCGAUGCUGGAGAGGCAAUUUACUCUUCUUGAGAGCAGGGACUUCUUAUUGCCCAGAAGUGUGUCUUCAAGUAUUUGUGAAAUAAGAAAGAAACAACAAAGGUAUGGGCAACGAGAAGAUGGGUACUCUAAGGUACUGUAUGGUUUUAUUGGAGGCCCAAGCACCUGAACAACACAGGUUACAAGUAGGAUGACCAUAUGUCCUGAUUUACUCAGCACAAUCCUGGUUUACCCCUUUUGUCCCUAUUAAUUAGUAUCACCUUUUUACUCUUAAAAAUGCCUGCAGAAUAACUUACAUGGUCAUGCUCUGUAGAAAAAGAAUAAAAUUUAUAUAACAAGCGGCAUAAACAUGUCAUGGUAAUUUUAAAAAAAAAAGUUCUUUAGAAUAAAUGCAACUGCUUAUUUUCAGAAAUUGAAUUAAUAGGAGAAUCUUUUAUUAUGCUUUAAGCAAAGAGCAGAUUAACCACACCCUCUCCCAUUUCCUUCCAUUUUAUCUGAUCACAGAACUUUAGAAUUACAAAGGGACCUGAGAAG